Messenger RNA from Centrocercus urophasianus (Greater sage-grouse), 7073 nucleotides. RefSeq names its product tetratricopeptide repeat domain 3 (gene TTC3). Lineage: Eukaryota; Metazoa; Chordata; Aves; Galliformes; Phasianidae. The record is from RefSeq and is a predicted model, not a curated record. Gene Ontology annotation, molecular function: protein binding.
UAGCGGGUGCAUGCGCACUACUGGCCCGCGGGGGGCAGUUGGAGGUUUUACGGAGCUGCGACUGCAGCACUGAGCUGAGUUGUGGAGGGCGGGCUGUUGAUCGGUUGGUUCUGGUUCUCGAGCCAUGGGUGACCCUUUGUCUGAAUCUGAGUUUGCGGCCUUCGCUUUCAGUGCUGGUUAUAAAUCCUGCUGUGAAUUGGGUCAUGGAGUAUUUGUGCAACGUUCUCCACAUAAACCUAAAACUGAUGUUGACCCCUGUGAAGUGUGGUGCCGUCAGCCGGUUGACAAACUAAGAGAAUAUUGCAACGUUAUUAAAAUAUGCAUCUUUUGGCCUCUUCUCUUCCAAAGUGAAAGUAAUUAUUUGGUAGCUGACUGGGGCAGUUUACAGAUUUUAGACUGGAAUUGGAAGAAACUCUGUGAUUUAGAGCUUGUGGAAGACCUUGUUGAUUUGACUAAAAAAGUGGUUAAUGUUCCACAUUUUAUUGGGGGCAUACUGAGAAUUGGCAGCAGGCUAGAAAAUGGUUUCUUCGAUGUUAGGGAUGCACUUGAUUGGAUCAGAUGUGCAGGUGAUAUCAAUGUUCUGCAGAAGCUGGAGGAACUUGGUGAUUUUGGUUGGCUCUAUCUUGAAACUUUCUUUGGUGAAUGCAAACAUUAUAUUACUAAAGUUGCUUUGGAAGAUUGUAAUUUAGUUGAAGAAUUUAAAGCUGUCACCUGUGAAAACUGUAGGAAGAAGAGUGAAUCUAUGAAACAGAAGGGAAAUGAGGAGUUCUCCCAAGGAAAAUUUGAUCAUGCUAUAAUAUCAUAUACUAAAGCCAUAGAGUUUUGUCCUACAAACCAUCUUCUGUAUGGAAACCGAGCUCUUUGUUUAAUUCUCACGAAGCAGUACCAGAAAGCCCUUGCUGAUGGAAAAAGGGCCACUAUUUUGAAGCCUAAUUGGCCAAAGGGUCAUUAUCACUUCUGUAAGGCACUGUCAUUACUGGGGGAGCAUGAGCUGGCUUUAGAAGCUAAUGAGAGAGCUCAGGAACUGUGCAAGAAUAUUCUUGAUGGACUUAAGGAUCUUAUUCAACAAAAUGACAAGUUAAAGAAGACAUUAGAAGAAAUCAAAGGUACUAAAGAAUAUAAGCAGAAACCAAAGGAUUUUCUUCUUGAGAAAAAGGACAGCAGUUCUUCAGGAUCUCAUUUGAUCAUUUCUCAAGAGCACAAAGAAAUAGAGAAGGACAGAAAAGAAAUGCAGUUCGAUAAUGAAGGUGACCAUUAUCAUCAAAAACAUGAUACCACCAUAAGAUAUACUACAGAUGGAAUUCCAAGACUAUCAGUGACCAACAUGCCCAGGACAGAAAACAAAGUGUGUUCUCUGGACUUUCCACCAAGACAAAGUCACCAAUACAAAGCAAGGUCGAAGAACAAACCUGGUGAACCUGAGAAGAAACAGGAUCACCUUGAUUUGAAGAUAGAGUCUAAAACCAUCCAAGAUAAACUCUUCUGUACUGUGCACCAGGUGGAUUCAACUAUGUUGCUUGAAGUGGUUAAAUCCCUCAUUCAUGAUGGUUAUACAGCCUUGAUGGACCAGAGGUGUCACAGUGCUGAACAGAUGUUCUCACAAUUGUUGAAUAUUAUUGAUCCUUCAGAAUUAAAGCAAUUGAAUCUUCGUAUUAUUAAUUAUGUUGUAAUCAUCUAUGGACAUGCCACUUCUCUUCUUGGAAUAGGACAGCCCGAGGCAUUGAUGAAGGCUGAAGACCAGUUUAAAAGAAUAAUUGUACAUUACCAGGAAGAAAGAUUUGAUUGUCUGGCAUACUAUGGAAUUGGAAAAGUAUACCUCAGACAAAACCGAUUUUCAGAUGCGCUCAAUCAGUUUAUGAAAUCACAAACCAUGAUUAAUCGUAAGAUUGUACCUGGAGUAUUAACUUGGCCCACGACAUCUCAGGUGAUUGAAGAAACACGAACAGAGAAUUUACAGUUGUUCUUAAAGAAUUGCAUUGAGGAAUGCAAGUUCCCUCCAGAACCAGAUGCAGUUUGUCGCUAUCAGCAUUGCCGUGGCAACUCCAAAAUCCAAAUAUUUUUUACAGAUCCAGACUUCAAGGGUUUUAUACGUAUUACUUGUUGCCAGCGGUGUAGAGUGGAGUUUCAUACCAGCUGUUGGAAGAAGUUGAAAACUGCAAACUACAGUGAUAAGAAUGACAAGGAUUUUCUUCAAGAAUUAUGUUUCACUCCUGACUGUACAGGCCUUAUUUCAAAAAUAGUUAUUUUCAGUUCUUCUGGUUUGGUGAAAUGUGAAUUUGAACAAAAGAUCACUAAACCCAAGGAACUACCAAGAGCCAUCAUUAAACAGAAAUGUUCAAGUUUCAGGAAGUUAAAAAGGAAAGAAGAAAAAAAAAUACGAAGAAAACGUGCACGGGAAGAUGCACUGAAUUCUUCUAAACAGAAAAUAGAAGAAAAUCAGAUGCGAAAUGAACAGCCUCAGUACCGUAAUCGCAGUGACUAUGCAGGUUAUGCUGGUGAUCAAGUCCUGCAGCGUAUCAUUCAAAAUGCAGAGCAGAUAAAAACAGCUGUUCGUGAUGCCUCCAAACUGUUAAAGGAAUUACUUUCCUGGUUUGUAAUCAGUGAAGAGGCUUACGCAUCAUAUUGCAAAACUAGCAGCAAGUCACAUGUUGUGGUGGAACAGCUCAUCAGUUACUUGAUUCAGGAAGAAAACAGAGUGAAAACAAGGGGUUUUAUCCGUGUCCUGAGUGAGCUGGAGGAAGUGGAUCCCAAAUUACAGAGGUGGAUGAAACACCUUAAUGAUUUGGGGUUUACAGCUACAGUGAACUUUAUCCUUCAGUAUGGACAGUUUUUAAAACAACUUGACUUUUCUAUUUUAUCUGCACUCUGGAAUGAGAAGUAUGGUAGUAAAUUUGACUAUGUGUCAAAUAGUUCUGAAAGCAAAGAAAUUCUUGACUAUUUUUUAAAACCACCUCUAGAAAAAGUUCGUUGUUUUAUAUGGCUAUUAGAAGACAACAGAGAAAAUUUUCCAUCUCUUCAUCAAGCUUUAGAUGAAUUCUUUAAUAAAACAGACAACCCUACCAUCAUAUUAAAGAAGCAGGGAAAUGAAGAUAUAUUGACAAAUGGUAUCAAAGGUAAAAACAAAAGCAGAAAGAAGAACUAUAAGGACUCACGGUCUGUUUUAGUAUUAUCCAGUGGAGUUAGUACAGCACCACAAGAAGAAAAUACGUUUAUGGAAGAAAAUGCAUUAGGUUUUACAUAUUAUGAACCAUGUAUAAUCCCAGAAUAUCUUCGGGGGGAACUGGAGGAAUUUGAAGCUGUAUAUGACAUUUCAAACAGUAACAACUGUCAGAGACUGGAUGCUAAUCUAAAUCUAACCUGUGAAAGUUUAUAUGGCUAUUUCUCUCAGAUAUUGGAAGAGCAUGGCCCGAUGGAAUUAAAUAAUAAGUUGCUAGUUGGGGAAUAUGAACAUUUCCCUGAAGAAGCUCGAAAGAUUGUAGAAGAUGAGGGUGGUUUGAAAUCUUUUCUUCUGAAAUCCCAUCGUUUCGUUAUGGUGGAUGAUUUUAUUAGCUUAAGGCAUGAUAUUCUUAUUAAAGAAAAUAAAAACAGAGAUGAGACUGAAAAUGAUGAAGAAGGAAAUUAUAUCGUCUGUGAUGCGCAAGAAAAUUCUUUCCAGAACAAGAUACAGUUAAAUCCAGCUGCUGAGGAAUUCAAACCACUGUCUUAUCCUGAGCAACCUCAUAUAUCAGCAUCUACUGACAUACCAUUAGAAAGCUGUGAGACUCCACAAUAUUUGCCCUAUUCUUUGCCUACUUCGUGGCAAUCAGUGCUUAGUCAGGAUAUUGAUCCUGUUGAAAAUAUGCCUUAUUUUUCAAAAGUUUUAUUUUAUCGAGACUUUCAGAAUCAAAGCAGACUUUUGCCACAGACUUCCUGGGGUUAUCAGUGUGAAAGAACAUCGCCAGUGACUUCUCCAGUGCCUCUCCUGUCAAAUGUUGCCAAGCAACCUGGGUAUAUUUAUGCUGAUGGUGUUACUCAUCAGGAUAAUGAUGAAUUAGCAACUUCAGACAGAAAAUAUGUCAGCAGCAGCUUUAUACCAGCUGAAAUAGAAACAUUCAGAGACCCUCCGUGCCUGGUGGAAAACUCCGAUAGCACAUUUUAUGAAGACAGUUUUGCUGUUGCAAAUAGUACAAAUGAAACUGAACGUGAUAUACAGGUGAUUAAGAAGGAAAAAGAAAGCAGAGGUAUACCUGUAAUGAAAAACAGCCCACAUACAAGGAUGGUAGCUGUUCAGGUGAAUAAUGAAGUAACUGAUAGGGAAACUAAUACUUUGCCUUUUCAUCCAUUUGAGAAGCAACAAGGAGAUAUUCUGCGUAUGGAAAAAGAGCAUCAAGUAUUAAAAGAACAACUUAAAGAAGCACAGGAAAAAUACGAACAAUUACAAAACCGGAGCUCAGAAGAAAUCAGUGUUUUAGAAGAGCUGAUAAAGAAGACUGUUCAAGAGAGAGGGAUAUUUAAGAAAGAAGUGGAGUGGCUUCAUCAAGCUUUAGAAAUGAAAGUAAAAAAAUGGCAACAGGAGAAAAAGGAAAGUCAAGAGAACUUAAAAGCAAUGAGGAACACAGCCAAAAAGCAUGUGGAUACCAAUGAUAGGUAUUCAAAGACCAUUGAUGAGAAGGAGAAGCAGUAUAACACAUGUUUGAAUACAUAUCUUGAGACCAGUAAUAAAUUUGCUAAUAAGAAAGUAAAACUGGAAGAACUUAUUAAGAAGAGUCAAGAUGACCUCAAGGAGCAUGAGAAAAGAGCUGUUAAAGCAGAGGUAUCAGUACUCAAAAACUGGAAAGAAAGUGAAUUAUACAAACUGAAUGGCAUAGUUUCCAAAGCAGAAGCAAAUCUCAAGAUGUUGAAGUCACUAAGCAGCAGCUCAGCUUCAUCACUUCCUGACUUAAAGUCACAGAUUAAUUAUUGGGAAGUAUUUAUUUCAAAUAUAAAGAAACAAAUGGAGAAAGUAAAGGUUGGGUAUGAAGAAAAAAUUGAGAAGGUGAAAAAUGGUGUUCGAAACUGCCUCACCAAAAUAGAAACUGCGGAUCUUUCAUCUCUUCCCAGUGUCUUAAGAAAGCAAAGCAAACCUGCUGUCAGUGAUCCAGACCUUGUCCCGUACUCUUCUGCAUCUGCACACUCUAAUUUACUUCCUGCAGUUUCAAGCUCUGAAGAUCAAGGUCCAACAACUGCUUCACUUAAUACCCAGGCUGGAGUGAAGCCUGCAAAUGCAAAUUCUAAGUUUUCAGGAAUCAAUACUCAGAACAUACAGCCAAACCAAACCCACCAAGACGAUUCAGCUACACAGAUGAAGCCCUCUUCAAACAACACAUUUGAAAAUAUUAUUGCUCAUCUACAAACUAUAUUUCCGGGCUACAGCAGUUCAGAGUUUACGAGGUUCAUAAAAGAUGUACAAAGAAGAAGUGGAAAUACAUUAAGUUUGAGCUCCACUGAAAUUCUAAGCAGAGUGACAGAUCUCAUUCUGGACCAGCAAAAUGAGGCAUCAACUUCUGUAGGGAGACCUCUGAAGUCAACAUCAUCUGCUUCUGCAGGACAGACGGGAACUCAGAGUCAAGUAGCAGCUGCAGAAGGAAAUGUUUCCAGUGCACCCCAAGCAAGGCCUGCACACAAAAGCACCUCAAGUAAAAACAUGCUGCCAUCUCAGCCAAAUCUCCAGCCGUGGGGGAAUGCUGGAACAACACCAAAAGCUAAAUGGAAAAAACUAGACUAUAUACCUUCCAGUGAUGAUCCAUGCAUCAUAUGCCAUGAUGAGUUAAGCAGAGACUCAUGUGAACUGGAAUGUGGGCAUCAUUUUCACAGAGAAUGCAUUAGAAAAUGGCUUAAGGAACAUUCGAGUACCUGCCCUAUCUGUCGCAUCCACGUUCUGUUACCUGAAGACUUUCCUGAGCUCCCUGCACGCAACAAACAUGCCUAAACCUUGUUUUGUGACACUCAGUAAGAUGUGGAGUGGCUGCAGAUAAAUAACCAUCCCAACAUGGCAUGGAGACAUGAUGCCUAAGAAGAGAUGGAACCCUGGUUUUAGUGGAAAUGAUAGCAGAAUUUGUUCUAAUGCAGUAUUUAACACUGAGCUGUAAGACAAGUAUUGCUGUGGCACUUACUGGAUGAAGACAGCGUACUCCUUAAAUCAGUGCUUCUCCUGGUUGCUGCCUUCAGCGUGUGUACCUCAUGUAGUUCUGAGGCCAGGACCAUGCUGGUUGGGUUCUUGCUUAGGGGAGUUUCAGUCCUUAAUUUAUUUUUCUCAAAGGCUGCUUCUGUAUGUGCACAGUACCUCUAAAAAGGGGUUUUCUUUAGAGCUGAUACUACACUGAAAAUAAAUAAAGGUGGGCCGAACAGUAGAUUGGCAGAAUUUGGAAUAACCAAGCCAUCACCUUCCCUGUAUAAACAAUUGCAGGAUUCCAAUUGAGUUUCUUUAGAUCAUUAUGAAUAUCAUUUGUGUAAUUGCAAGUCUUUUCUCCAUGUAAAUCUGGAACUGAUAAUUCAAAUUGUUUAAAUGAUAACUCUUAGCUAUACUUUGAAGCACUAAAUAUUCUCUAAGUAUUCUUCUGUUCAUACAUCGAUUUUAGAAUACUGUGAUUCAAUUCUGUAAUGUAAAAAUACCUUAAAUUUCUCUCCUUGAUGAGCUGAUUUGUUUAAAUUGGCACUAAAGGAUUUUUAUUCUUGGUGAAGCAAUAUAAUGCAGUUGUGUUCUGUGCACAAAUGUCAGUUUAUCAGCAGUGUGAGGUACAUGGUACAACCAGCUGAAGGAGUGGCUGUCCUACUGCUUGAGAAGUCUGAGUGUGCCUUGAGUGCCUUCUGCCUUGUAAAAUUUGUUUCAGACAGCCAGAGAUCCAGGUAUGCCGCAUGGUGUAAACACCCUCAGAAUGUGCUGAGUCUGACCAUUGUUUGGGCACAAGCAGUGUUCAACUAUUUCAGGUUAUGGCUUAACGGAUCAUUUGUUUCUCCACGUCAGUAAGUAUACAGUUGAAGUUUCAAAGCAUCCUUUGAUAAGUCAGUAUGUUCAGUGGAACUUGGGUCAAAAAUAAAAUUACUUCUGUAGCCUC